Messenger RNA from Panonychus citri (citrus red mite), 8088 nucleotides. RefSeq names its product acetyl-CoA carboxylase-like (gene ACC). Gene Ontology annotation, molecular function: ATP binding; metal ion binding; acetyl-CoA carboxylase activity. Gene Ontology annotation, biological process: fatty acid biosynthetic process. NCBI's taxonomy places the organism in Eukaryota, Metazoa, Arthropoda, Arachnida, Trombidiformes, Tetranychidae. The transcript has 18 exons. Bases 535 to 7506 code for a protein of 2323 amino acids. The record is from RefSeq and is a predicted model, not a curated record.
UUAUUUAUCGGGCGAUUGCCUUUCUGUGUGUUUGUGUCUCUCUCUCUCAUUUAUUUUCUGUUUUCUUUAAUAAUAUUAGUUUUUCUUUUCAUCUCUGGUGUUUAUUACAAUCAAUUGGAGAAAACCUUGGCAAAUUCUACACAAAAUAAUCAACUUUGUGACUCUGUUGUUGAUUAAAUUCUUAAUUACCUGUUAUUGUCUAUUUGACUAUUUUUUACCAUUUGUAACCAAUUGACAUCAAGUUCAUCAUUUAAAUUUGUUGCUUCUAUCAAUUGAUGUGUUGUAAUAAUUACAGCAUUUUUUUCUGUGUUACUGGUUUUUUUAAUUUAUCUUCUUCUUCUUCUUCUUCUUAUAUUCAGUUAUUCUAUUAAGAGAGAAAAGGGGGUGAUACUGUUGUUCGUUUUUUUUUAAUUUUCUUUUUUCCAUUGAAAAGAGAAAAGAAUUUCAAGUUCAAAAAUAUUCUUUUUGUAAACAUUUUCAUCAAAUCUUCUUCUUCUUUUACAUACCAUCUCUCCCUGAUGAUUGAUUGAACAAAUGAUUCAAUCAAUGUCCGGACCUAAUCUUUGCUCACAUGAAGUUGAUGCAAUUCCGACACCUGAAGAAUUUGUCAACCGAUUUGAUGGGUUAAAGGUUAUUAACAAAGUUUUAAUCGCCAACAAUGGUAUUGCCGCUGUUAAAUGUAUGCGAUCAAUUCGUCGUUGGUCGUAUGAAAUUUUUCGCAAUGAAAGAGCAAUUCGAUUCAUCGUCAUGGUGACACCAGAAGAUCUUAAAGCCAAUGCUGAAUAUAUUAAAAUGGCUGAUCACUAUGUGCCUGUCCCAGGAGGACCAAACAAUAACAACUAUGCUAACGUUGAUUUGAUUGUUGAUAUCGCUAAACGAACUAAAGCUCAAGGUGUAUGGGCCGGUUGGGGACACGCCAGUGAGAAUCCCAAAUUACCCGAACUAUUGACCAAAGCUGGAAUCGCGUUCAUGGGUCCACCUCAUAACGCUAUGUGGGCCUUAGGAGACAAGAUUGCUUCCUCAAUUGUUGCUCAAACAGCGAAGGUGCCUACUCUUUCCUGGAGUGGAAGUGGCCUUGUAGCUUCUAAUUACGUCGAGGGUAAACCUAUCAAGAUAUCAGCAGAUCUUUAUCGUAAAGGUUGUGUUACGGAUGAAGAUGAAGGUCUUGAGGCAGCUUAUAAAAUAGGUUUUCCGGUUAUGAUAAAGGCAUCUGAAGGAGGUGGAGGUAAAGGUAUUCGUAAAUGCGAAGCAGCCGAUGAAUUCCCGAUUAAAUUUCGUCAAGUACAGAACGAAGUUCCUGGAUCACCUAUUUUCAUCAUGAAAUUAGCAACUUGUGCAAGACAUUUAGAGGUUCAACUCCUUGCCGAUCAAUACGGUAAUGCAAUAUCACUUUUUGGUAGAGAUUGUUCAAUUCAACGUCGACAUCAGAAAAUUAUUGAAGAAGCGCCAUGUGUAAUAGCUAUAGAGGAAACUUUCGCUGAAAUGGAAGAUGCUGCCGUUAGGUUAGCUAAGAUGGUCGGUUAUGAGUCGGCAGGAACAGUUGAAUAUCUUUAUGAUCCAGCAGAGAAAAAGUUUUAUUUUCUUGAACUGAAUCCUCGUCUUCAGGUUGAACAUCCAUGUAGUGAAAUGGUUUCAGAUGUUAACCUACCUGCUUGUCAAUUACAAAUAGCCAUGGGUCUUCCUUUGUACAGAAUUAAAGAUAUACGUUUAUUGUAUGGUGAAUCUCCCCUCAACGAUAAGCCGAUUGACUUUAGGUUUGGACGUGCUUACCCUCGGGGACAUGUUAUUGCAGCUCGAAUAACAUCAGAAAAUCCUGAUGAAGGUUUUAAACCAUCAAGUGGAACCGUUCAGGAGCUCAAUUUUAGGAGUAACAAAAACGUUUGGGGAUAUUUUAGUGUUAGUGCUUCGGGUGGUUUACAUGAAUACGCUGAUUCUCAAUUUGGUCAUUGUUUCUCUUGGGGAGAAGAUCGUGAAGAAGCAAGAGAAAAUCUUGUCAUUGCAUUAAAAGAAUUAUCAAUUCGUGGUGAUUUUCGUACAACCGUUGAAUAUUUAAUUACACUUUUAGAAACUGAAGCUUUCCAAAGAAAUGAAAUUGAUACUGGUUGGUUGGAUAAAUUAAUUUCUGAACGUGUUCAAAGUGAUAAACCUAAAACGACAAUUGCACUUAUCUGUGGUUCCAUUCAUGUUGCUGAUACUAAAUUUUCUGCUAAUUGGCAAAAUUUUGAAUCUUCCCUUCAAAAAGGACAAAUUCCCCAUUCAAAUACCUUGAACAAUUUUGUUAGUGUUGAACUUAUCUAUGAAAAUGUUAAAUAUCUGGUUAAUGUUGCUAAAAGUGGUCCAAACAGUUAUUUUCUGGUUCUCAAUGAUUCAUUUAAAGAAGUUGAGUUUCAUCAAAUGUCCGAUUCCGGUUUAUUACUUUCAGUUGAUGGUUCAUCUCAUGUUACCUACAUGAAGGAAGAAAUUGACCAAUAUCGAGUUAUUGUUGCCAAUCAAACUUGUGUCUUCUCAAAAGAAAAUGAUCCAACCAUUUUACGUUCUCCAUCACCAGGUAAAUUGCAACAAUUUCUGGUUGAAGAUGGUUCACACGUAAGCUCAGGUCAACCGUAUGCAGAAAUUGAGGUCAUGAAAAUGAUUAUGACACUUACAACCCAAGAAAGUGGAAUCAUCCGACAUGCUAAACGAUUUGGUGCCGUAUUGGAAGCCGGUUGUAUACUGGCUCGACUUGAUCUUGAUGAUCCAACAAAAGUACGUCGAGCUGAAUUAUAUACUGAAGGAUGGCCAGAAUUAGCAUUUAGAGAUACUGGUGGUAAAGUAGCUACCGAAGCUGAUUCACAUCACCCACAGAAAUUAAAUGUUAUCUUUUCCUCUGUUAAAUCUCAUCUGGAAAAUUAUUUGGCUGGUUAUGUUUUACCUGAACCCUUUUUCACCAAUAAGAUGCAAGAAAAUGUUACUCUUUUCAUGAAAUGUCUUAAAGAUCCUCAACUACCAUUAUUGGAACUUCAAGAUAUCAUCUCAUCUAAAAGUGGUCGGAUUCCACCAACAGUCGAAAGCUCAAUUAAAAAAUUAAUGCAAAAAUAUGGUAAAAAUAUCACUGCCGUUUUACAAAUAUUUCCCUCCCAAGAAAUUGCCUUAGUUAUUGAUAGUUAUGCAGCUACCUUGGAAAAACGAAGUGACCGUGACGUUUUCUUCCUAAAUACUCAAGGAAUUGUGCAAUUAGUCCAACGUUAUCGUAACGGUAUUCGUGGUCGUCUACGAAGCUGUGUUCAAGAUUUAUUAAAAAAUUAUAUCGACGUUGAGCAACAUUUUCAAGCCGGUGAUUACGAUAAGUGUGUUUCUACCCUACGGGAUAAGUAUGUCGACGAAGGGAUGAGCAAAGCGGUGGCAAACAUUUUCUCCCACUUGAGUGUAGCAAAAAAGAAUCAAUUAAUCAUCAAAUUAAUCGAUCAUCUUGCUAGACAAGAACCAGGAUUAACUGAAGAGCUGAGUAAUAUCCUCAAUGCACUCACAGCUUUAAAUAGAAGUGAAAACGUUAAAGUAGCUUUAAGAGCACGACAGGUUCUUAUUACUGCUCAUCAACCACCUUAUGCUCUUCGAUUUAGUCAAAUGGAGGCGAUGUUUCUCUCGGUUAUCGACAUGUACUCACAUGAAUUUGACGCCAACAAUAUGAACAAAUUAAUUAUUUCGGAAACUUCAAUUUUUGAUGUUCUUCAUCAAUUCUUUUAUCAUUCCAAUAUUGUUGUCAGAAAGGCUUCCCUUGAAGUUUAUGUUCGCCGGGCGUAUAUUUGCUAUGAAAUGGUUGCCUUACAGCAUCUUUUCAUUCGUAACUGUUCAAAGGGUUUAUCUACACAAACCGAAUUAGCUAAUUGUUACACAGAAAAUAAUGAUUCCGUUAUACCAACAGCAGUUUUCCACUUUAUACUUCCUUCAUCACAUCCAUCGAUUUCAUCUCAACCACUUGCAGCUACCGUUGAGGCUUAUUCAAAUUCAUAUGAGGAAUCAUCUAAUGGACAAUUACAUUCCAAUUACAGAAUUGGUGUGAUAGCUGCUUUCAAAAAUCUAGAACACGUUGAGGAACAUUUUGACAGCUUACUCAAUGCUUGUACAGAAUAUGAGAAUGAUUUAUCAGAUGAAUCUUCAUCUCCCACCAAUGAUGUAUCUUCAAGUGAUAUGAAUGGUUUCAAUGGUUCAGAUAAAAUUAAGACUAAUGAUGAUAAUGACGAUGAAUCUAAAGCUGAACCAAUUCACAUUAUCAAUAUUGCCAUCAAACCUGAAGGUGCUGAUGAUGAAAACUUGUCCAAAAAGUGUGAAAGUUUUUGUCAAACUAGAAGUAAACAACUGAUUGAACGAGGAGUCCGUCGAGUUACCUUUAUUGUUUGCAGUCUUUAUUGUUUCCCUCGAUACUUUACCUACAGACAACGCGAUGGUUUCGUUGAAGAUCGUAUUUAUCGUCACCUCGAACCUGCACUUGCCUUCCAAUUAGAAAUUAAUCGAUUAAGGAAUUAUGAUUUAGAAGCGAUUCCAACUGCCAAUCAAAGAAUGCAUUUAUAUCUUGGCAAAGCAAAAUCAAUUCAUACAAAACAAUUAUCAGAUUACAGAUUCUUUAUUCGAACGAUCAUCCGACAUUCAGAUUUAAUCACUAAAGAGGCUAGUUAUGAGUUCUUACAAAACGAAGGGGAAAGAUUUUUACUCGAAGCCUUAGAUGAACUUGAAGUUGCAUUCACUCAUCCUUCUGCCAAGCAAACUGAUUGUAAUCAUAUAUUUUUGAAUUUUGUACCUAAAGUCACAAUGGAUCCAUUGAGAAUCGCCGAGAAUGUUAAAAAUACUGUUAAAAAUUAUGCCUCUCGAUUGAGAAAACUUCGAGUUCUUCAAGCUGAACUACGAAUGAGAAUACGAAUGACCACCAAUGGUAAAUGUACACCUUUCCGAUUAUACGUCUCAUAUGAAUCGGGUUACUCAUUAGCUAUUCAUCUUUACAAGGAGACUCGUGAUCCAACCUCAGGUUUAACUAAAUUUGAGGCUUGGGGUGCACCUUAUUACGAACCAGGACCUUUAAACGAUCACGCAAUUUCAACACCAUAUCGAACGAAAGAUUAUCUCCAAUCGAAACGUUUUCUAGCUCAAAGUAAUGGGACUACUUACAUUUACGAUUUUCCGGUAAUGUUUCAAACUGCCCUCACUCAAAUUUGGAGGGAAUACUUAAAAUCUAAAGAAGAUUAUGAAGUUGAAAUUCCUCGAAAUGUAAUUUCUUAUGUUGAACUAGUUGUCGACUUUGCUACUGAAAAAGUUUCAGAGGUUAAACGUCAACCCGGUGAAAAUGAGUGCGGUAUGGUUGCUUGGCGAUUUACCAUUUAUACACCUGAAUAUCCUGAAGGUCGUGAUAUUAUUGUGAUUGGAAAUGAUAUUACUCAUCAAUUGGGUAUUUUUGGUCCACAAGAAGAUAUUGUUUUCAAUUUGGCCUCAGUUCGAGCUCGUGAAUUGGGUAUACCUCGAAUUUAUAUCUCAGCUAAUAGUGGUGCUAAAAUUGGUCUUGCUGAAGAAGUUAAAUCAAUUUUCCAAAUUUGUUGGAUCGACAAUAAUAUACCAGAUAAAGGUUUUCAUUAUCUCUAUUUAAGUCCAGAAAAUUACAAGAAAGUUGAAAAAUCAGUAAAUGCUGAAUUAAUUGAAGAUGAAGGUGAACAGAGAUACAAAAUUUUGGACAUUGUUGGUAAAGAAUCGGGCCUUGGUGUUGAGAAUUUAAAAUAUGCCGGUUUAAUUGCUGGAGAAACAUCCAGGGCAUAUCAAGAUGUCAUAACAAUUACCAUGGUAACAUGUCGUGCAAUUGGAAUUGGUUCUUAUUUAGCUCGUCUAUCUCAACGUAUUGUUCAGCUUGAAAGCUCACACAUUAUUUUAACUGGACAUGCAUCGUUGAAUAAAGUUCUGGGUACUGAGGUUUAUUCAUCAAACAAUCAAUUAGGAGGAACACAAAUUAUGUUUGCCAAUGGAGUUAGUCAUGCCAAAGCAAAAGAUGAUUUAGAAGCGAUUCUUGUGAUACUUGAUUGGCUUUCUUAUGCUCCUAAAAGACGAGAGAAACCACCACAACUACCAAUUCUGUUUAAAGCAAAACCCUCACCAUUACCAAUAAUGGAACCAAUUGAUAUAAUUGAUCGGGAUGUUGUCUACUGUCCGACAAGUUCACCAUAUGAUCCAAGAUGGAUUCUCAAUGGACGCGAAUCUCAGCAAGGUGUUUGGGAAGAGGGUUUCUUUGAUAAAGGUACAUUCCAUGAAAUAAUGGCCGGAUGGGCUAAAACUGUUGUCUGUGGACGUGCUCGCCUUGGGGGUAUACCUCUUGGUGUUGUCUCUGUUGAAACCAGGAAAACGGAAGUUAUCAUUCCAGCUGAUCCAGCAAAUCCAACAUCCGAAACUAAAGUGCUCUCCCAAGCGGGUCAAGUCUGGUUUCCCGAUAGUGCAUUUAAAACUGCUCAAUGUAUCAAUGAUUUUAAUCGUGAAGGUUUACCUUUAAUGAUUUUUGCCAAUUGGAGAGGUUUCUCAGGUGGAAUGAAAGAUAUGUACGAUCAGAUUCUAAAAUUUGGUGCUCAAAUUGUCGAUGCUCUUGUAGCCUACACUCAGCCGAUUAUUGUUUAUAUUCCUCCAUACGCCGAACUACGUGGUGGUGCUUGGGCUGUUGUUGAUACAACAAUUAACGCACGUCACAUGGAAAUGUAUGCUGAUCCUGAUAGUAGGGGUGGUGUUAUUGAACCAGAAGGUUCAGUUGAGAUUAGGUUUAGGAUUAAGGAUCAGAUCAAAGCGAUGCACAGAAAUGACAUUAUCUGCAAAAAGAUGAUCGCUGAAAUUAAUAAAGCAACUGAUGCUUCGGUGAAGAAAAAACUUGAAAGACAAUUAAAUGACCGUGAACAGCAAAUCAAGGGUGCUUAUCAUAUUGUUGCAACAUAUUUUGCUGAUUUACAUGAUAAACCAUAUAACAUGUUGAUGAGAAAAGCAAUCAGAGGAAUCAUCCCAUGGCAUAGAGCACGUUAUUACUUCUAUUGGAGAUUAAGACGUCUUUCUGUUGAAGAAAUUUUAAAAUGUGAAUUGGAAUCAAUUGAUGUAACCAUGACCAUCGAGCAGAUUACUGAAUUAAUGGAGCAAUGGUUCUAUGCUGAUCAAAAGAAUACAAAAACUCAACUUUGGAAUGAUGAUAAAUUUGUAGCUGAAUGGCUGCAAAUGCAAAUCGAUGAUCCAUCUUCCCUUGUCAACGAGAAACUCAAAGAGCUACGUCUCAAUCAAUUUUCCCUUGUAAUUGAAAGUGUUUGCGAAAAAUUUUUACCCAAAGGUUUAAAUUUCGAUGAUACUAAAAAAGUUGCUAAUUGUUUGAAAACGUUAACGGAUCAAUUUAGCUCAAAAGCCGGUCUUAAUUGCAAUAAUAUCAACAAUCAACUUGUUGAAGGGGAUAAUAGCACAAUUAAAACUGAUUCACCUAAAAAUGAAUCAACAAGCAAUGGUGUUGGUGGGGAUGACUCGUCAAAGUAACAAUUAACUCUAUUGUUAUCACAAUUAUUUUUUAGCUCAAUCUUUUUUUUGUUUCUUUAUAUUAAUUAUUAUUAAUAUUAUUAUCAUAGUAAAUAUUAUUAUUAUUAUUAUUAUUAUUACAAUUAAGAGUUAUAAUGUAAAAUAGUAAUAACAACAACAACAAUCAGCUGAUGAUUAUCAUUACAACUUAAAUAUAAGGAAACUAAAUGAAAACAAAACGGGAAACAAUAUUAUCAGCAAUUAAUAAUUGGUAUUUGCUGUAUAUGAUAUAUUGAUCAUUUUACUCAAUCAAUGGUUAAUCAUUUUUAUAUACAUUUGUGGGAAAAAGAUUAACAUUUAAUUGUUAAUCUCUAAUCUAAUUUAAUAGCAACCAUUUUCCAAGGCAAAUCAAUCUACACACAAUUAGUACAAUUUAUUUUUCCAUUCAAAUUUAUAACUGUCUGUUUUUUGUUACAAUUACAUUAUCAUUUGGAAUAUAUUUAAGUGCCUUAACAACAAUUAAAAGUUAACCAUGACUUUGAUUACAUGGUGAAAACAUGGAAACAGUUGAUUAAAAAUAAACUAAAUUAAAUUAAAAGUUAA